Messenger RNA from Drosophila bipectinata, 753 nucleotides. It is a transcript of the gene SdhD, whose product is annotated as succinate dehydrogenase, subunit D. Gene Ontology annotation, molecular function: succinate dehydrogenase (quinone) activity; ubiquinone binding; heme binding. Gene Ontology annotation, biological process: mitochondrial electron transport, succinate to ubiquinone; tricarboxylic acid cycle. The record is from RefSeq and is a predicted model, not a curated record. Gene Ontology annotation, cellular component: membrane; mitochondrial envelope. Lineage: Eukaryota; Metazoa; Arthropoda; Insecta; Diptera; Drosophilidae.
UAGGCUACCCUAUGUCUAGUGUUGUAAAACUUCGCAGGCAUAUUAUUCCGAACAGCUAAAAGUUACAUUUUAUUUUGAGCUGAAAAUUCUCUAUUUUAACACAUCCCAACAUGUCCCUCUCGCUGAUCCUGCGUGGCGCUGUCCGUUGCAAUGCCGCAAACCUCGUUAAAUCGGCCCGUAUCACGCCCCUGAAGGCGUACUCCUCGCUGGUAGCCAAUGCUCAGCGCCAGGUUAAGCCUUUGGUUGUGGCCAAGGCAGUUGCGCCCGUGGUGCGCCGGGAGAUCUCUGUGAGUGCUCCUCGCAUGGCUGCGGCCGAAGGAAAUCAUACCAUGUUGUGGACUAUUGAGCGUCUGGUGUCCGUCGGUCUGUUAGCUGUUAUCCCAGCCGCUUUUAUUGCCCCCUCCCAGGUACUGGAUGCUCUUCUGGCCGUUUCGGUUGUCAUCCACACACACUGGGGAGUAGAAGCAAUGGUCGUUGACUACCUGCGUCCCUCGGUUGUUGGAAACGUUUUACCCAAAGUUGCCCACAUUGGACUGAUUGUCAUUUCGGUGGCUGCACUGGGAGGGCUCUUCUAUUUUAUCCAAAACGACGUCGGAUUGGCUAAUGGCAUCAAGCGAUUCUGGUCUAUUAAGGGAAAGCAGCAGUAAAGCCCAAAACCAGUUGACAAAUCACGAAACCCCAGUUAUUUAUUCAUAGUUUUGUCUGGAAUCAGGUCCCGCGAUUAGCCUUAAAUAAACAAUUGUAUAAAGUAAA